AUGUCUGAAAACGUAUAUAUUGUUGCUGCCACUAGAACACCAUUGGGUGCAUUCCAGGGUUCAAUUUCCUCAAAAACUGCUGUUGAACUGGGUUCGAUAGCUGUCAAAGGCGCUAUGGAAAGAGUGCCACAAUUGAAGGCAGAAUCAGAUUAUGAUGAAAUUAUCUUCGGGAAUGUUCUUUCUGCUAAUCUUGGUCAAGCCCCAGCAAGACAGGUAGCUCUUGGUGCAGGUUUACCUGACACCAUUGUAGCCUGUACCGUGAAUAAGGUGUGCGCUUCAGCUAUGAAGGCAAUCAUACUUGGUGCUCAAUCAAUUAAAUGUGGAAAUUCAGAUGUAGUCGUUGCAGGUGGUUGCGAAUCAAUGAGUAAUACACCAUACUACAUGCCAGCUGCUCGUUCAGGUGCAAGAUUUGGUGAAACGAAGUUAAUUGAUGGUAUCCAAAGAGAUGGUUUAAAUGACGCAUAUGAUGGUAUGGCUAUGGGUGUGCAUGCUGAAAAAUGUGCCAAGGACUGGAAUAUCACCCGUACAGAACAAGAUGACUUUGCUAUAAGCUCAUAUCAAAAAGCCCAAAAGGCUCAAGCUGAAGGAAAAUUUGAUAGUGAGAUAGUUCCUGUAACUAUUAAAGGCUUCCGUGGUAAGGCUGACACAGUGGUUACACAAGAUGAAGAACCGGCUAAAUUACACGUUGAAAAAUUGAGAAGUGCCAGAACUGUUUUUCAAAAGGAAAAUGGUACAGUAACGGCACCAAAUGCUUCUCCAAUUAAUGAUGGUUCUGCUGCUGUAAUUCUUGUUUCUGAGAGAAAACUCAAGGAAUUGAACAUAACCCCAUUGGCUGUUAUUAGAGGAUGGGGUGAAGCUGCUCAUGCCCCAGCUGAUUUCACUUGGGCUCCUUCCUUAGCGGUUCCAAAGGCGUUAAAACAUGCUAACAUCGAUGACAUAAAUUCUAUUGAUUUCUUUGAAUUCAAUGAGGCUUUCUCUGUCGUUGGUGUUGCGAAUCCAAAAAUUUUGAAAUUGGAUCAAUCUAAAGUCAAUGUUUACGGUGGUGCCGUGGCCCUUGGCCAUCCAUUAGGUUGCUCUGGUGCAAGAGUCGUAGUCACUUUAUUAUCUGUAUUGAGACAAGAAGCUGGUAAAUUGGGUGUUGCUGCUAUCUGUAAUGGUGGCGGUGGUGCCUCUUCUAUUGUCAUCGAAAAGUUAUAA
This is a messenger RNA of Kazachstania africana CBS 2517, 1197 nucleotides long. RefSeq names its product acetyl-CoA C-acetyltransferase (gene ERG10). Gene Ontology annotation, molecular function: acetyl-CoA C-acetyltransferase activity. Gene Ontology annotation, biological process: ergosterol biosynthetic process; fatty acid beta-oxidation. Bases 1 to 1197 code for a protein of 398 amino acids. The record is from RefSeq and is a predicted model, not a curated record. The transcript has a single exon. Lineage: Eukaryota; Fungi; Ascomycota; Saccharomycetes; Saccharomycetales; Saccharomycetaceae.